UCAGUUUCGGGGCUAACCUUAUACUGAACAGUUCAGAAAAUUAAAAAAAUUCAAAAUUUGUUGUGCGGCAUUUUUGGUUUUUUGUUUUUUUUUAACUUUUGUUUGUUCAAAAUUAGUUCAACGCCUGUUCCUCGUUGGCCGCCACUCGUGACACCAUGACGGACGACAAGCCCUUCAAUCCGUUCUACAUUGGCCCGCACCCGAGCAAGGCCUGCGCCAUCCCCGAGAUCGCCGGCCAGCAGUGCUCCCCCAACUGCGCUGAGAAGCCCACGGCAUCGGGACAGCACCCCCACCCCCAAACUGCCCCCGGCGGAGGCAUCCUCAUCGUGGGCAUAAGCGGACCCGGGGGCGGAAUGGCCAACAUCUACAGCACCGGCCAGAUAUCAAAGGCUACAGGCGCACCUGGGCAAUCGCUUACCACCAAUUCCGGAGUACCAAUCUCGGUCGGCACAGCCAAGCCUGGCCCAUCCCUGGCCGCUAAUGCCGGACCAAAUUCAGCUAAAAAAAUCUGCCAACCCUAUCCCUGCAUGGAGACCAAAAAUAACAGCGGUCCCGGCUGUGACUAAUCAACAGAACAGAACCCCACCAUACCUACACUUUCCAGCAAGUAAUUCCACCAAAGUUAGCCCCGAAGCAAAGACAAUAAACCAGAAUUAAGUCCGCAA
Drosophila pseudoobscura is the source of this 665-nucleotide messenger RNA. RefSeq lists its product as uncharacterized. The coding region runs from base 156 to 566 and encodes 136 amino acids. The transcript has a single exon. Lineage: Eukaryota; Metazoa; Arthropoda; Insecta; Diptera; Drosophilidae. The record is from RefSeq and is a predicted model, not a curated record.